AUGUUAUCCAUGAUCAUCAUGCCAGCUUCCAAGUCUGGAACUAGCUGCGAUUACUGGAUAGAUGGAUCCCACAGGGAGAUAGCCUUUGAAGAUUACUACACUGUGGCACAGGAAUUAGGAAGGGGUGCAACCUCCGUCGUGUACCGAUGCCAAGAAAAGCAAACCCAGAAACAAUAUGCAGCAAAAGUCCUGCAGAAAACUAUCGAUAAGAAGAUUGCAAGAACUGAAAUUGGUGUUUUGCUACGGCUCUCUCAUCCGAAUAUUAUUAAACUAAAAGAAAUCUUUGAGACUCCCACAGAGAUCAUCCUGAUUCUGGAGCUAGUGACUGGUGGGGAGCUUUUUGACAGGAUUGUGGAAAAAGGAUAUUACAGUGAGCGGGAUGCAGCCCAUGCUGUAAAGCAGAUUCUGGAAGCUGUUGAGUAUUUACAUGAAAAUGGGGUGGUCCAUCGAGACCUUAAACCUGAAAACUUACUGUAUGCAGACCUCUCUUCAGCUGCACCAUUGAAAAUUGCUGACUUUGGUCUGUCCAAAAUUGUGAAUGAACAAGUUGCCAUGAAGACAGUAUGUGGGACUCCAGGUUAUUGUGCACCUGAGAUUCUGCGUGGUUGUACCUAUGGACCUGAAGUGGACAUGUGGUCUGUCGGAGUCAUUACCUACAUCUUACUCUGUGGAUUUGAACCAUUUUUUGAUGCCCGUGGUGACCAGUAUAUGUACAGCAGGAUCUUGAACUGUGACUAUGAGUUUGUCUCCCCCUGGUGGGAUGAUGUGUCCCUAAAUGCAAAAGAUUUGGUAAGAAAGCUGAUAGUCCAAGAUCCACAGAAGCGUCUGACUGUUCAGCAGGCCCUCCAACACCCUUGGGUGACCGGGAAGGCAGCCAAUAUUGCUCACAUGGACAAUGCACAGAAGAAAAUGCAAGAAUUUAAUGCAAGGCGCAAGCUUAAAGCAGCUGUGAAGGCUGUUGUAGCUUCAAGCCGAUUAGGAAAUGCAAGCAACCAUAGCCAUAGCAAUCACGAGAGCACCAAAGGAAGGCACAACUCCAGUUCUGUUCAAGAUCAGAGCCCCGAAAAGGAAAAUGGGCAAAAUUUAUAGCAAGGCUCUCGGCGUUCCUUCCAUGGACUGUCUCCCUCACUGGAAGUUAUGGAAAGAAUACUGGCAAGGUUCUCUGGAGCAGUACUCUGAAUCAAUAGCAAU
Hypanus sabinus (Atlantic stingray) is the source of this 1191-nucleotide messenger RNA. RefSeq names its product calcium/calmodulin-dependent protein kinase type IV-like. The coding region runs from base 1 to 1089 and encodes 362 amino acids. Gene Ontology annotation, biological process: protein phosphorylation. The transcript is spliced from 11 exons. Lineage: Eukaryota; Metazoa; Chordata; Chondrichthyes; Myliobatiformes; Dasyatidae. Gene Ontology annotation, molecular function: ATP binding; calcium/calmodulin-dependent protein kinase activity; calmodulin binding. The record is from RefSeq and is a predicted model, not a curated record.